Molecule: messenger RNA, 1172 nt
Organism: Paramecium sonneborni
Lineage: Eukaryota; Ciliophora; Oligohymenophorea; Peniculida; Parameciidae
Source: the annotation of a GenBank genome assembly
AAUGGAAUCCAUGAUUAUACCAUAUAAGAAAAGAAUACUCAAAGCUACAACAUUAUUAUUAAUCUGUACUUUCAUUCUCAUUUUGGAUAUGUUUUUUAAAGAACCCUUAUAGGAUUUUGAAGUCUAAGCACUAAUUACAAUAUAAAAUGGAAUGGGAAUCAGUGGUAAUGUUAUUGAAUCUAUACCUUUUUUUUUGCUUGCCAAUAUCUAAGAAUAAUAUGUAUUCUUAUUGAUUACAAUGCAUGUAUUAAGUACUAUCUAUUUUUUACAUGAUCGCUUUAUAGCUAUCAAAAGUAUGUUCAUUCUUUAUGUUGGAUGGUAUUUUUUAAUGCUUUUAUAAAUGAUUUAUAAUUUACCUUAACCCUUUUGGGUUAAUCCUAAUAUUGACACAUAUUUUUGUGAUUAAAAAUAUGGUGGUCCUGGAGAUUCCAUUUACUUACCUGCUCUUUUGAUAUUUACACUACUCUAUUAUUAUCAAUGUUAAAUUAAAGCUUAUAUAAUUGCAUCAACUUCAAUUUUAUUUUAUUGCUUUGCUGUUUACAUUUCAGCUUAAGUUUUUUUAAUGGAUUUAGUCUUAGGUUUUGUUUAUUUUAUGUUAUUUUAUGCUUUUGUUAUAAAUUAUGAUAAGAAAAUAACUAACUUUAUAAAAUCUAAAGAUAAUGAUAAACUUUUUGGAAUAAAAGUAUUAGGAAUGGUAACUAUUCUUUUUGUUUUAGCACUUAUUUAUUAUACUUUAAAAGAUUAUAAUGAUAGUAUAGAAUGGGUUACAAAUUAUUUUACUUGUUAUAUGAGACAAUUUACAGUGGGAGAUUGUAAAUUUCAAUUUAUAAUUAGAUUAACAUUAUAGAUUCAAUACAAUUUUAGGAUUAGAGCCUACAUUUUGUUAAAUAACGAUUCUAAUUUGUUUGGUAGUAAUGGGUUUCAUUUAAUUACCAAAAAACAAAGCAUCUAAAUAAUAAUUUAUAAUUAUUUAAUUGGCAUUUAUUCCAGGAUGGCUUAUAAUGUUUUUAUAAGGAUUUGUGACUGAAAUUGAUAUUUUACAUAGAAUGGGUUUAAGUCAAUUAAUAAUUGAAUCUAUUAUUUUUGGAUUGAUGCAUUGGUGGAUUUUCGGAUUUGUUGGUAAAAAGGCAACCAAUUCAAUAGUUACUGAUGAAUAUAUGUUAUUAGAAUGA